UCUUCAUUCGCAUGUAGGACCACUCAGAGUAAAAUACAUUUUCAAAUCCUCAUCACCUCUCGAUAACUACAAUCUAACAACUGCUGGUCUACAGUUACAGUGUUUUGACUGCACACUGCCGACUCUAAAAGAUCAACCAUAUCUGGAGCAAUGGUCACCCCUACAGGUUUUGAUGACUACAGUCUUUACAGUGUCCUGUCAGAUGAGGAGCUGAUGAAGCUGGCCAUCGAUCGCAGCCUCAUUGAGGACAACAACUCUAUUGGGUCAAUUCAAUCAUCACAAUCUGUGGAUCGACAACGCAAUUACCAGCCAAACCAAUUUACGACCCGUGUCAGGCUCCCCUCUGCAACAAGGCACAUGUAUGACUUUCCCCGAGCCAAUCCCAACCCAGCCAACCCACAUCCAAACCCAUCACCUGCAAACCUUCCAUCAGCAGACCCUAUUAUAGAUGCGAGACCCCUGGUGAAUGUGAUCAAGAAUGGUGAUUUAAAGGCUUUGAAAGAGAUAGUGAAAUGCAACCCAAUGAGUCUCUUGAUACCAAAUGAGGAAGGAUGGAUUUCUCUCCACGAAGCUGCAUAUUACGGUCAAAAAGAAUGCCUCAAGAUUAUAUUAAGAGCCCAUCCUGGUAUGGUGAACACAUGUGGUAGUUACAAUCAGACCCCACUUCUUUUGGCUGCCGUCUUUCAACAAGUGAACUGUGUGGAGUGCCUUCUGGACAGAGGUGCCAAUCCAGACAUUGCCAAUAAGAAUGGAGAAACACCACUCAUCAAAGCUUGUGAGAAGUCCAAUGUGGAGAUUGUAGACCACCUCCUGAAGUAUGGAGCCUCAGUACACAAGGCUUGUGUUCAGGGUGUGACACCUCUCCAUGAAGCAGCCGGGCAUGCGAACGUGGAAAUUUGCCAGAUGUUGUUGGAGGCCGGGGCCAAGCUUAAUGCAGUCAAUAAUUACAGGAUGGAACCUUUCUAUAUGGCAACACAGAAUGGGGGAGUGGACGUGUUGCACUUCUUGAUUAGCAAAGGUGCUGAUAUAAACUGCCAGGCAAGGGAUGGGGAAACACCUCUGUAUGAGGCAAGUAAGAAUGGCUACAAGGAAGUUGUGGAACUGCUUCUAUCUCAUAAAGCAGAUGCUAACCGAGCAACCAAGUCUGGCCUCCUGCCUCUUCAUAUUGCUGUCCAGAAAGGACAUUUUGACAUUGUGUCCAUGCUGAUCCCUGCCACCAGCAAGGUCAAAGUUCAACGCAGUGGCAUCAGUCCCCUCCACCUGGCUGCCGAGCACAACCGGGACUGGAUCCUGGAGAUCCUUAUCGAGGCAGGCUAUGACGUCAAUUUCCAGCUCGCAGAAGACCGAUCGAAAAUGUAUGAGGAUCAUCGCAGCACAGCACUCUACUUUGCUGUCUCCAACAGCAACCUAGAGGCCGCUGAAAUGCUUCUGGAUGCAGGCGCAAAUCCCAACCUUGACAUGUUCAACCCUCUUCUUGUCGCUGUGAGGCAGGGUUACAUGGAAAUGAUCACCGCUCUGGUGGAGCAUGGAGCUAACAUGAAUGCGUCCAUCCCCACACACCCCUGCUCCUUCCCGGCAGUGGUCAUGCUCGGUAUGAAGUAUCUGCACAUCCUGAACUAUCUGAAGUAUCUGAUGUCCAAUGGCUGUGAUGCCCUUUCCUGUUUUGAUUGCACAUAUGGCAGCAAGCCACACCCACCCCUGAAAACUUCAAGAAGGGUCAGCAUCUUCGGCGAAACUGUGCGCUACGUUACUGAUGAGGACGAAGCUCGACGCAACACUUGCGUCCAGUUCUGUGAGGCAAUCUCCGAUCCGACAAUUAGCCGCUGGGCAGGACCCAUCAUAGAUGUGCUCCUGGAUUACGUUGGCCAUGUAAAACUCUGCUCCCGGCUGAUCGAGAACCUGGAUAGCUACCGUGACUGGGCAGGAAUCAAGGUGAAAGCAAUGCCACCACAUUCACUGAUGCAGUUGUGCAGACUGAAGAUCCAUCAGCAGGUUGGAAUCCCCAGACUGAGGCACAUUGACACCCUGCCCCUCCCACCAAGACUAAUCGAGUUCCUCAACUACAAAAAGGUAAAUUCACAGGAUGUCUAGGAAUUUAUUUUUGUUUUGUUGACUCUAAGUUCACAGAUUCCGUGACUUGUUUUCAAUAAAUGUGAUUGUUUUGCAUAUUGUAAGCCAGUUGAGAUGAAGGGGGAAUGUUUCUUUGCACAGUUGUGUACUGCAUAAUAGGCUUGAUUUGAUAUUACAAUGGCAGGAGUAACAUUCAAAUGAAUCUACUGUAAAUGAUGUGUAAAUGAUGUGUAAAUGUAUGUACUUGCAGGUAUUUGGGUUUGGUUAGCAAUAGCAACUCUGACUCUUAUUGAUUACUAAAUUAAUUGUUUACCCUGCGCAGUGAGAUUUUAUUUUACUAAAGUACAGGGAAGUUGCCUGUAUCAGAAAAUAAACCACAGCUUGGAAUGCUUCUCAGGCAAUCAGAUUGUUUGGCUGGAACUAUCCGUUAUAUAAUUGAAUAUAGUGAUUUCAGUACUGUAUUGUGUACAAAGGUCUGUUGCCACAGGUGGGUGGAACUAUUUCAGUUUUUAAUGUAAAAAAAAAAGUAAAUGUUUCUAUGAAUAUUGCAGAUUUAUUGACAGAUUUAUUAUGACUCAUGUAAUGCUAAUGAUAUCAUCAGUACUUGCUUGAA
Messenger RNA from Salvelinus sp. IW2-2015, 2683 nucleotides. RefSeq names its product ankyrin repeat and SOCS box protein 2-like. The transcript has 9 exons. Bases 151 to 2091 code for a protein of 646 amino acids. Lineage: Eukaryota; Metazoa; Chordata; Actinopteri; Salmoniformes; Salmonidae. The record is from RefSeq and is a predicted model, not a curated record. Gene Ontology annotation, biological process: intracellular signal transduction. Gene Ontology annotation, molecular function: protein binding.